CCGAGGGUCGGGGCACGCGUCCUCGUCCCCGCUGCCCGGCCAGGCCCACGGAGCCGCGGUCCACCCUGCGUGUCCCCCGCCGCUCGGCCGCGCGAGAACUGUCCUGGCGCCGGAUUUCCUCUCCUGGGGAGUUUGCCUUGUGACUGCCCGCCCGUUAUCCGAUACUGAUUCGAUAGGACCCCAACUGUAGAAACAGGACAUGGAUCAUCUAGCUGUGAGCGCACCGGUCAGGAAAGCCGGCAGAGGUCCUAAUCUGAAGGAGUGGCUGAGGGAGCAGUUUUGUGACCAUCCGCUGGAGCACUGUGAGGACACGAGGCUCCAUGAUGCAGCCUACGUGGGGGACCUGCAGACCCUCAGGAGCCUGUUACAAGAGGAGAGCUACCGGAGCCGCAUCAACGAGAAGUCUGUUUGGUGCUGUGGCUGGCUCCCCUGCACACCACUGCGAAUUGCGGCCACUGCUGGCCACGGAAACUGUGUGGACUUCCUUAUCCAGAAGGGGGCCGAGGUGGAUCUGGUGGACGUAAAGGGACAGACUGCCCUGUAUGUGGCUGUGGUGAACGGGCACCUGGAGAGCGCCCAGAUCCUCCUUGAAGCCGGUGCUGACCCCAACGGAAGCCGGCACCAUCGCAGUACCCCCGUCUACCAUGCCUCUCGCGUGGGCAGGGCUGACAUACUGAAGGCCCUCAUCAGAUAUGGGGCUGAUGUUGAUGUCAACCACCACCUGACCCCGGACAUCCGGCCCCCGUUUUCCCGGCGCCUCACCUCCUUGGUGGUCUGCCCCUUGUACAUCAGCGCGGCCUACCACAACCUCCAGUGCUUCAAGCUGCUUCUCCAGGCUGGGGCGAACCCUGACUUCAACUGCAACGGUCCUGUCAACACACAGGGCUUCUACAGGGGCUCCCCCGGCUGCGUCAUGGAUGCCGUCCUGCGUCACGGCUGUGAGGCAGCCUUUGUGAGCCUGCUCGUAGAGUUUGGAGCCAACCUGAACCUGGUGAAGUGGGAAUCCUUGGGCCCAGAGUCGAGAGGCAGAAGGAAAGUGGACCCCGAGGCAUUGCAGGUCUUCAAAGAGGCCAGAAGUGUCCCCAGGACCUUGCUGAAUCUGUGCCGUGUGGCUGUGAGAAGAGCUCUUGGCAAAUACCGACUCCAUCUGAUUCCCUUGCUGCCUCUGCCGGACCCCAUAAAGAAGUUUCUACUUUAUGAGUAGAAUUCGAGCGCAGCCGUUGGUUGCAGUGAGGAAGAAGGUGAUCUGCAGUGACAGCUGACACUGACUCCCGCCCCUGUGAACCACAUCCCAGGCUGCUGGCUCAAUCCCAUUUGGCUGUUGGUAGAGCAGGAACGGCUCUGGAUUGUAAUUCCAGCUCAGGGGCUUGGGGCAUCAGACAGUCCUUGGGUCAUUGUCAGCCGAGAGGCUCAUACAAAACUUAAUUUUGUUCUUCCUCAAUAUCUCUGUUUUGGAUUUUCACAGUUGCAUAUUAAUGAAAGGGGCCUUGAAAUGGGUGCAGGUAGGGCUGAGGUUGGAGGCCUGCUAAUAGCCCCAGGAAGGAAGACUCCUAGCACUUUCCAGAACUGCGCUUCUGUUUAUUUUUUUACUUCUCAAUUUAAUUGUUCAAUUAAAGCCUUCUAAUACCUAAAUGAAAAGGGAGUUUUGGUAAAAAAGUAGAGUACAGAAAUGCAGUUCAUGAACUUGCUAGUUUGUUUUCCCUGCUCCUGGGGUUGACAUGUGGCAUUUGUCAUACACACACCCCUUCUUUGCCACUUCAGUGUUCCCUCCUAGUGGUGAGAGUGUCAUGUUAAUUGUCUUCAUUCAAGGAUGGUUUUCUGGCUGCAUGGAUUGGUUAUGUUAUCUCAGAGUGCCUGCAUUUAUUCAAAAUCUAGAGAGGUAACACUCAAAGUUCCACUGCACUGCACCUGUUCUGAUACCUGCCUGUGCCUAGCAUCAUGCCACCAGGUCUCAUGAGUUCUCUGCCAUUUCACUCGGGGGAGCUUCCAGACGGUGAUUGAUUUUAGGAGGCCCACAUCGAAUAGCCAGUAAUUGACUGCCUACAUUUGGACCAAGGACCGUCCAACAGCAUUCACUGCCAGUUCUAAUGGAAGAAAAUACCUGCGGCGCUCUCUCUUGGUGCCUGUGCAUAUCAGAAAGUGGAAAUUCACUUGUCCUCAGCAUGGUUCCAAGCUUUCAGUGUCCACUGGAUAAAAUAUCUGGUGGUUGGUUGAUUGCUCUUCACUUUUUUGGAACUAAUGUCUUGGGAGUUGCUCCUGGAACCUAAGGAAAGGGAUAGCACUGAGGUCAGACGUCUUCCCCUGGCCUGUCGGGGUGGUGAGGGGUGAGAGAGAGGACUUAGGUUGUCAUCCCCAAGUCGUGGGCCGUGGCCGGGCUCACUCACACCCUGGCUAUGUGGCCAGGUGUGUGGCUGUGUCAGCGGAGGUGGGUCCAUGGCUGCAGGUGCUGCUGUUUCCAGAGAGACCACAUCUGGUAAUUUGAAGCCUCUGAGGACUAUUGUGUGGAUCCAUGGUGAUUUUUACCUGUAGAACUGUUUAGAAAUGGGCAGAUUUCAAAUCUGUAUUUAGAUUUUCUGUAAUAAGAGAAAUCUAAUUUGUAACAAUUGAACUAAUUGAGCAAUUAGGGGUUUAUUUAAUUAUUAACAUCAUUCUCUGUUUUAGCCGACCAGACAGGGCCCAUCUGGUCAUUGUCUUCUGCGGCCCGAGGAUAGAAUUCUAAACCUCACCUCCUGUGUUAUGGAUGGGCUCUGCUGGAAAGCCAAGCUGACCGAUAUAUCUGUGUAUGAGGUCUGAGGGAAGAAAAGUCUUCUGAGGAUUCAGAGGGGAAGGUGCAAUCAUUGGAGGCUUUCCUCAGCUGAAGUGACACCAGUACAAGCUGUGACCGUUGCAUAAAUGUGGGAUGGCUUCCUGAGGCCUGAGUGGGCUGUGUGCCGCUCCUGAAGGACUGGGAGCCUGGUUGGCUGGGUGCAUUCAGAGCUCAGGGCAGUCCUGUUGAAGUCAGGAGAGUCUUCCUGAGAGAGGAGAGGAGCUGUAGGUGGGGGUGGCUGAUGAGGGCCAUUGCAGCCAGAGCCAGGUGCUGCGGGGGCUUCAGCCCAGGAGGGAGGUUAGGGGUGUUCUUCGUGGCACUCAAGGUGGAACCAGGACCAAAAUUGGACUGUGGCCGGGGCAGGAACUAUGGGGAGAUGGGGCUCCGCCUGGAUGUAGGGAGCGGUUGUGUGGAAGUUUGAGCCACCUGUAGGUGGAUUGGGCCACUGGAGGGGGCUUCAUGCCACUGGAGGUGUGAGUAGUGGCUCGUCACCUUGGUGAGAGGAGUUUCAGGAGUGGGUGGUUAGUGUACGUUUUAAGCUUUUCCAACUCUAGGUCCCCUGUUUCUGCUGCCCUUUUGGCUCGGGUUCUUUCCAGGUGAGCCGUGUCGUAGACCUGCAGCACGCUCUGAGUCUGCCUGCUGGGUGCUUUCUGCUGGGGCCUGUGAAGGACAGGGUCUCCCCAUGCCUGCCAGUGGUAGGAGGGUGGCUCUGUUCUUGAACCUUCUGGAAAGCAGCACCUGGGAAUGCUGCCAGUGCAGGAGUCCCACACACAUGGGCACGACCUUCAGGCUGCAUGGAGGCAAGGGCCCAGGACCGCGCCCAGCACCGAGUGGGCGUCAGGCUCCUUUGCCCCGUGAAGCAGGUGUAGGGCUUGUUUCUGGGGCAUUGAACCGUCUCUCCAGGGUCUCUAUGAGGAAUGGACUGAGUUGAUCCUCAUUGUUGGGCCUCACCCCGGGCCUGGCCAGGGAGGUAGUGUGAGUGGGGAGAGGAUGAGCCAGGGCGUAGGACCUCUCCUGCUCUGGCCCUGGAGCAUGGUGUGCUCUGGGCUGGUCUGCAGGGGGCUAGGCCCUCAGCUCUUCUUUUGCAGAGAACACAUCGGCUUCCUCUUUGUUCAGCCAGCCUGUGCUGAUUUUUUUGGAAUCCCAGCAACUUGGAGGUUCAUCUUCUAGUUUGAAACUUCAUAGCUGCCGAAUGUAAAUCUGAAAACACUGUAGACAGCUGCUGCAGGCCAUUACUUCUUUUGAGUGACACUUGACUAAAGCUCCCUUUUUCUUUUGUUGGCAAGGAUAGGACACAGAAUAGGAAAGAGUAACUCUCCAUUGGAGCACUUUAUCAAGUCACGUUUCUAGGCCCUGGGAUGCCCAGGUCCCACAUAGUGAGGAACCGUGGUAGUACUCGAUGAGGCUGCUGCCUGGCUGGCCUCGAGCCCUCCCCAGGGAGGGGCAUGAUGGACCAAAGGAAAGGAGCUGAGUGUUUUCCCAGCCCGCUCAUGGGAGUGUCCUGACUGUCACCACUCCUAGGGCGCCUGCUGGCUGUGGACAGACGGGCCAGGGUCGGGGUGGGGUGGGGGGCAGUGUUGAUACCUCUGAGAAUUUGGCAACCUGGGUGGGGCUUCUGAAUAUAUUUCCAAAACCCAUCAAUGUCACACAUAUCUGUGCCUUUCCAUAUUACUUCUGUUAUUUAUGUAUUUAUUUAUUUAUGCCCUAUCUUGUUCCAGAAAAGGGUUUAAGGCUGCCGUGCUUGGUUUUUGACGUUCUCUUUUGACAUCUGAUAAGUUUUAGUCAGCAUGCACUUAUUAAACAGGUAAUUUUAAAGAGAAAGAAUUAGCAAUUUCCUAAUGUUGAAUAUGUUUCUGUUAUCAGGCUUAAGGGCCAUCGUUUUAAGUUUUCUUUUUCCUUCGUUCAUGAAUUGUUUCUUCAAAUAAAAAGUUCAUGCAGAAGUAGGAGGAGGGGAGCAUUCAGCAAACAUAGGACUGAGCAGAGGGAAAUCUGCCUUAGAGAGGAGCGCUCUGUCUGUGCUCUGCUGCCUGCUGCCGCGUGGCUUUGGGCAGGUCCUGUUCAGAGUGCCGGGUGGGCGGCUUCCGGCUGUGCCUUCACCACAGGGCUUUUGUGAGGACACAGGAGAGAAUGUACGUGAAAGCACUUUCUGCUUGAGUCAUCCUUGUGACAUGUAAACUGCUGUCGUUGACUGUUGUCCCUCUUCUCAGUGGAUAUGCAUUUGAGGCGAUGACCUUGCUGGAAGAGCCUGUGACCUUGGAGAUCAGGCUUGACCUGGUUGCCCCAUGGGGCAGCAAAAGUCAUGGGGACCCACACCACGGGGCUUGCGCACAAAGGGCUCUGCAGGUCAGAAGUGUAAGACACAUGUUAAAUAAUUUAUGAAGUCAAGUUUGUUCAGCUUAAGGGGUUGUCUUUUAUUCUGAGAUUAUGUCCUUCCUAAUUUGGGUCAUAAGAUGUCUUUUUAGGUAUAAGAAAGGUUAACAGAGGGCAAAUUUUUACUUUUUAAAAUGUUCUUGGUUGCAAAACAAAAUGUUGGCUACCCUUUUUCAAGCCCCAGAAUUUCUCUUUAAGUUUGCCAGUCUCUGAAAUCCCAAAGAUGGAGACCCACUCUCUAGCUAUGGUGUAUGUUUACGUCGUGAGAAAUUCCUCUUGGAUUCUUAAAACCGCCGGUACGGUGUUGAAGGGAAUCGCAGCUUCUGCUGUCUGGUAGUCUGAGCACAAGCUCUGAGGUCACUGUGCGGUGUUAGGAAGCGCGGGCUUGUGUCCUGGAGGUGACCCAGCAAACAUCCCUGCGCUGACAGGCCUCUGGCCACUUCUGAAUCUGUGAGAGACACUCCCAGGAAGUUUGUGUGCCCUUCUCAGUGAGGACUGCCCUUUACGUCAGGCCGUGGGCACCUGCGGCUCCCUGAAUGUUGGUGAUGGCGCUGGGGGUGGGUCUUCUGGCGCUGGGGCUGCAGGCUUCUGCUUUUGCUCCUUUGGCCGCCUGCCAGGCACUCAGUGACCAGUCCUGAGUGGUCUGGAUUCCCCGCCAGCUUGGAUCUCCCUCCUCAAGGUGCCUCGUUUGGACAGGUGACCUCUCUCUCCCUGGCUCACUUAGGCCUCACUUCUCUCCUCCCUCACUCCCCCCGCCUGCCUGCCUUGGUGGGAAAUAAAAUAACUGAUACGCAUGCAUCAGUGGUUAGUGGGAUCAUGUCCCAGGAGAACUCCACGGGAGGGACAUGCAGGUUUCGAAGUGCAGUGAUGUGCUGAAUACAUACUAUACAUUCUAGGCCGGUAAAAUGGAGAAGUGGGUGGGGGAAGGGUGACUUUUGUUGCCUUAACAUGUAAUUGCUCAGUGUCUGGAAUGCAUGGUCAUUCUUUCUUUUUUUAAGUUGCUUUAUUUUCAGAUGUCUUAGGUGUACCAAGUAAUGUAUGAAUGUGCCUAAACUAGUUUGAGUGUGGUGUUGAUGAACACAGCUCUCUUGUAUGUAUGAAAUCACAGUUUGUAGCUAUAGUUUAGCCAGCAGUGCCCCUGCUCUGCCCUGCAGUGUUUGCACAGCUCACACUGCUCCUGUUUGGUGUUGGGCACAUCAGGUGUGACACACACAUGUGCCUGUGUGCCUGGAGACAUGCUGAAGAGAAUGCUCACCGUUGACCCUCAGUUUCUCCUUUCUGCUUUGAGAAUGAAUGUGUGUGUGCCCACAGCAGCGGGGACCAUGGCUGUUCUUGCACUUGGGCGUGGUUAAGAGCUUUCAAAAAUAUGAUGGACGUCUUUGAUAUGUUAUUGUAACUUUAAUAAAUGCUUUAUUCCCCUUUAAUUCCCCCAAAUGCCUUAAUUUUGUGGACUGGUUAUGUUAAUGGGUAGAAAAAUUGGUCACGUGAAAUCUUUGUUAUACACAUUUCAGGUAUAAGCGACUGGCUCUUUGGAAAGUUUCUAAUGCUUUGGCUAGAAGGACUUAACUAAAACAGGGGUUUUGAAGUGCUCUGAGGGACCUUGGUGCUCCAGGGAGGUACCCAAAAUCUUGCACAAGUUUAAACUGCCAGUGAGCCUCUUUUACUUAGUGGGGUUUCUGGUUUGAAGAGUGUGUGUCCCUAAAAGUGUUUGAAACCCAUGGCUUUCAAGCAAGGUGACCUUGUCCCUACAGUGCUCUGUGGGGUGGGGAGGUGGUAGAGACUGUGAGAAGACCAUUGUUUCUGGGACCCUGUUAUACAUGACUUAUUUUGACAGUGGAGGGUGAGGUGUGAAGCUUUGGGAUGAACCCAGGAAUGACUGAACUAAAUAAAGACAUUUAUUCAUCUCAGUGGCUCCCUAGCAUGUCUCUA
Messenger RNA from Diceros bicornis minor, 7105 nucleotides. It is a transcript of the gene ASB1, whose product is annotated as ankyrin repeat and SOCS box containing 1. NCBI's taxonomy places the organism in Eukaryota, Metazoa, Chordata, Mammalia, Perissodactyla, Rhinocerotidae. Gene Ontology annotation, cellular component: ubiquitin ligase complex. Gene Ontology annotation, molecular function: protein binding. Gene Ontology annotation, biological process: intracellular signal transduction; protein ubiquitination. Bases 200 to 1204 code for a protein of 334 amino acids. The record is from RefSeq and is a predicted model, not a curated record. The transcript is spliced from 5 exons.